Molecule: messenger RNA, 2233 nt
Organism: Staurois parvus
Lineage: Eukaryota; Metazoa; Chordata; Amphibia; Anura; Ranidae
Source: the annotation of a GenBank genome assembly
AUGUCCGAUCUGGAUCUGAUCAGAACCAUCGAUGACGAUGAGGAGGUUCCGGAGGAGCCGGAGUCUCUGAGGAGAAGAAACAGGAACAGCCAAUUGUCCUCGGAAAGAAGAAGCAAGCCAACUGUAAACGCAGCGAGGACUUCAAUGCUGAGUUUGUGUUUGCAGAGCGGGAUGGCCAGGACGAUGACAGCUGGGUGAUGGAUGAUGUUAUGAAGCAGCUCAAAAAGAGAACCGUAACAAGCCUAGAUGAGAAGAUCGAGUCUGUGAGAAAGAAGAGGAAGAACCAGGAUAAAGCAGAGAAAAGCACUCAACAGCCAGAAAAGGAUGAAGCAGUAAGAGAGAGGAGGAGGAGGAGGAGGAGAAUGAGGAGAGCGAGGAGGAAUUCUCAUCAGAGGAGGAAACUGUUCUAACUAAAGCAGACACACUAAGAGUUAAAGAGAAAAAGAAGAAGAAAAGAACUGGGAACUCUGGGUUUUUUGAAGAUGCUUCUCAGUUUGAUGAAAACUUGACUUUCCAGGACAUGAAUCUUUCUCGACCCCUGCUAAAGGCAAUUUCUGCUCUUAGCUUCACACAGCCCACUCCUAUCCAGAAGGCCUGCAUCCCUGUGGGAUUGUUGGGAAGAGACAUCUGUGCCUGUGCAGCUACUGGGACCGGUAAAACAGCUGCAUUCAUGCUGCCAGUUCUGGAACGUCUCAUCUACAAGCCACGGGAAGCACCAGUCACCAGGGUCUUGGUUUUGGUCCCAACACGUGAGCUCGGCAUUCAGGUGCACACCGUCACCAAACAGCUUGCCCAGUUCACAGAGGUUACCUGUUGCUUAACUGUGGGUGGUCUGGAUGUAAAGUCACAGGAAGCGGCCUUACGAGCUGGUCCUGAUAUCCUGAUUGCCACCCCUGGGAGGCUCAUUGACCAUCUGCACAAUUGCCCCUCAUUCAGCCUCAGUGCCAUUGAAGUGCUGAUCUUGGAUGAAGCAGAUAGGAUGCUGGAUGAAUACUUUGAAGAACAGAUGAAAGAGAUCAUUAGACAAUGUUCCCAGCAGCGGCAGACACUGCUCUUCUCUGCAACUAUGUCUGAAGAGGUUCAAGAUCUGGCUGCUGUGUCGCUCCGCAAUCCAGUUCGUGUUUUUGUAAAUAGUAAUACAGAUGUGGCCCCAUUCCUGCGCCAAGAAUUUGUGAGAAUCCGACCAAACCGCGAAGGGGAUCGGGAAGCCAUUGUGUGUGCUCUCCUGACCCGCACCUUCCAGGACCAUGUUAUGCUCUUUACACAAACCAAGAAACAAGCACAUCGAAUGCACAUCCUAUUGGGGCUGAUGGGUCUGCGAGUUGGUGAACUUCAUGGAAAUCUUUCACAGACACAGCGUCUGGAGGCCCUCAGACGAUUUAAAGAUGAGCAGAUCGAUAUUUUAGUGGCUACAGACGUGGCAGCUCGAGGGUUGGAUAUUCAAGGAGUUAAAACGGUCAUUAAUCUAACUAUGCCCGCCACAAUGAAGCACUACGUUCACAGGGUUGGCCGGACAGCCCGCGCUGGCAAGGCUGGGCGUUCUGUUUCUCUGGUCGGUGAAGAAGAAAGGAAAGUACUGAAGGACAUUGUAAAGAAAGCACAGGCCUCCGUGAAGGCCAGAAUCAUUCCACAAGAUGUGAUCUCUAAAUUUCGGGAGAAGAUAAAGAACAUGGAAAAGGAGAUUUAUGCAGUGCUACAGCUGGAAAAAGAGGAGAAAGAGAUGCAGAAAUCCGAGGCUCAGAUUAGCUCAGCAGAAAGGAGACUGCAAGAAGGAAAUAAAUCGCAGGGUCUGGAGAGAAGCUGGUUCCAGACCAAGGAAGAGCGAAAGAAAGAAAAGUUAUCCCAUGCUCUUCAGGAGUUUGAUUUGGCGCUGCGAGGGAAAAAAAAAGAGGAAGAAAUUCAUGGCUGAUGCUAAAAAAAAAAAGAUAUGACGGCUGAAGAACGCUCUCAGUUUGAGAUCUUGAAGGCUCAGAUGUAUGCGGAGCGUAUGGCUAAGAGAGACCGCAAGCCCAAGAGAGCGCGGGCAAUGCCUGAGGAAGAUGAACCCGCAGCUAAACCUUCCAAGCCAAAGAAACAGAAGAAAACAGUGUUUGACGAGGAGCUAACAAACACAAGCCGCAAAGCCCUGAAAAAAUACAGAGCGGGCCCAUCUUUUGAAGACCGAAAACGUCUGGGAAUUCAACAGCGCAGGAAAGGAAAUUUUAAAUCUAAGUCACGGUAUCGCAGGAAGUGA